CGAGGAUGAGACGCUGUCCGGUGCGCAUGCCCAAAAUCGCCCCAGAGGGGGCGGGGCCGCGGCUGCGGGAGCGGGAGGCGGGGAAAGAAAAGGGAAUUCCAACCUGUGGAAUCUUGGGGGCCCCCGAGGUCAGCUCCUUUCCAUUGACUAUGGAUGGUGCUAGGGGCUGAGCCUCUGACGAUCCGUGGGGGGCUUUGGGAUCCGCAGUGUGAGAGUGGAGGGGAGUGUCAGUGUGAGUGGGGUUUAGGACUUCCAAACUUGGGAUCUGGAGGCCCUCUGGGCUCAGGUGCCGGGAAGGAGCUGGAACCGCCAUGCGGGACAGGACCCGUGAGCUGAGACAGGGGGAUGACAGUUCGGACGAUGAGGACGAGGAGAGCAUCGCGCUGGUGGUACACCCGGGCACCGCGCGCCUGGGGAACCCGGACGAUGAGUUCUUUCAAAAGGUCCGGACCAUUCGGCAGACCAUUAACAAGCUGGAGAGUAAAGUCCGGGAGUUAGAGAAACAGCAGGUCACCAUCCUGGCCACGCCCCUUCCCGAGGAGAACAUGAAGCAGGACCUGCAGAAUCUGCGUGAAGAGAUCAAACAGCUGGGAAGGGAGAUCCGGUCGCAGCUGAAAGUCAUAGAGCCGCAGAAGGAGGAAGCUGAGGAGAAUUAUAACUCGAUCAACACGAGAAUGAGAAAAACCCAGCAUGGGAUCCUGUCCCAGCAAUUUGUGGAGCUCAUCAACAAGUGCAACACCAUGCAGUCCGAGUACCGAGAAAAGAACGUGGAGCGGAUUCGGAGGCAGCUGAAGAUCACAAAUGCUGGAAUGGUGUCCGAUGAGGAGCUGGAGCAAAUGCUGGACAGCGGGCAGAGUGAGGUGUUUGUGUCCAAUAUACUGAAGGACACUCAGGUGACACGACAGGCACUAAAUGAGAUCUCGACCCGGCACAAUGAAAUCCAGCAGCUUGAACGCAGUAUCCGUGAACUUCAUGAAAUGUUCACUUUCCUGGCUACUGAGGUGGAGAUGCAGGGGGAGAUGAUCAACCGGAUUGAGAAGAACAUCCUGACCUCAGCUGACUACGUGGAACGUGGGCAGGAACAUGUCAAGAAUGCCCUGGAGCACCAGAAGAAGGCUCGGAAGAAGAAACUUAUGAUUGCCAUUUGUCUGUCCAUCACUGCCCUCAUUCUGGUGAUCAUCAUUUCCAUCUCAUUGAUUUGAUACCUUCGCACAUUCUCGGCACUAAGAGCACCGGGGACCCAGGGUCUGCCUUCUCUCCCAGGAGCUGGGGAGGGCAGGACAGAGCCUCCAGCCGGACCCCCAUAUUCGCCCCAUGCACAGGGGCAGACGGUUCUUCUGGGGUUGGCAGCCAUUAAUUCAUGGGGGCCUUCCUGCUUGGGCCACAGUGCCUGGGGGAGGGCAUGCAGUGUCCUGUUUGGCUUGGACACAUGGUUUUGUAAGAAAUUAAAAAAAAAAAGAGAGAGCUUGGAAACUCCCGUGUGUGUGUAUU
Messenger RNA from Condylura cristata (star-nosed mole), 1491 nucleotides. It is a transcript of the gene STX4, whose product is annotated as syntaxin 4. The record is from RefSeq and is a predicted model, not a curated record. Gene Ontology annotation, cellular component: SNARE complex; endomembrane system; plasma membrane. NCBI's taxonomy places the organism in Eukaryota, Metazoa, Chordata, Mammalia, Eulipotyphla, Talpidae. The coding region runs from base 312 to 1202 and encodes 296 amino acids. Gene Ontology annotation, biological process: intracellular protein transport; exocytosis; vesicle fusion. The transcript has 11 exons. Gene Ontology annotation, molecular function: SNARE binding; SNAP receptor activity.